CAUUCCCAGUUUCUCAGCUGCGCCGACUGGUUGUCUCGCGCCUUGAGCAGUUCGGUUGCUUUAAUCGGUAAACGAAUUUUGAAUGCAAGUCGGCUUUUAAUUUGACGGUCUACGCGAGCAAAGGAAUAUCAAUAUCGAAGGAAUUAUCGCGGAUCGGGAUCUUGUGUUUCUUUGAAUUGGCCUAAUUUUUUGGAUGGCCGGAACAAAACCUUGAAGGGUAUACGGACCUUAGUAGCCUUUUGAGCUUAACGUCUAAAGUACCAAAAGAAAAGGCAGUUAACGGAGAAAAACUAAAGCUUGCUUGGGGAGGGCCUGGCCAUAUCGCUCUAAUGCCUUAUUUAUAUGACGCAUCGUCGCCUGCCGUAGGAGACCCCGUCUAAAACUCAAUUUGGAUCUGAAGUACCGAUCUCGUGCUGACUUGUAAAUAAAUGUAACAAAUCGAAAAUUCGAAUCCCUGACCGCUUGUUGUCACCGCCCCGAAAUCAGCUGUCAAACCUAGCGGUCGGUGCUAAAAAACGAUCCCAACUCGAACUGUUCAUCUUACCUGUCGCUAAGUAAUGUGUUUGAGUGAGUGUCUUGUACAUGCUCAUGUGUGACCCUAAGUUUCUUAAACUACCUUGCUGCUGAAGCGGAAGUUAAAUAAAAAGACGUCAGUAAAUUAAAUUAAAUUAUUCAGAAAUAUGAGGUGUCAAUCUGUAAAACAACGAUGAAGUGAUGCUUGCCUGCCAAGUAGUAGGUAGAUCUUGUCAUAUUUACACAUACUCGGCAGCUUAAAUCGGGUCAAUCCCGUCAAGUGUCAAGUAUCAUUUGCAUAUCAAGGCCAGGGCCAAAGGAUAAGCCAGGACAAACGUAAUACCACAGACUAGGCCUGCACAACGUACCGCACAGCCUAAACAAUCAUACCACUCUCGACGCGUAUCAUCCUUGGAAAUAGACCUCGAGUCAUUCCAAAAGACGCACAUGGGCGUCUGCACCGAGGAGCGCCCUGUGAUGCAUUGGCAGCAGAGCGCAAGAUUUCUUGGGCCCGGCGCAAGGGAUAAAAGUCCAACACCACCUGUAGCACAUCAAGGGAGCAGUCAUUGUGGCAGUGCUGCAGGUGCAGAUAACAAUCACCCAUUGUUCCGCGCAUGCACCCUAUCCUCGUGUCCAGAUGUUUGUGAUCAUAGUACAAAGCCAUUUGGCAAUGUUUACGGCUCGGAGUCAUUUAAAAGCUAUGAAAUAGCGGAACACGCUACCUUUGAGGACUCCGCGGCCAAAUUCUCUAUCAGCCGCAGUCGUACAGAUUGCACGGAGGUGUGCGACGAAACGGCUUCGGGUAUAACAUUCAAAACUGAACCCUUCGGACCGCCCAGCAGUCCCGAGUCUACCAACGAUAGCAAAACUGCGCGCUAUUUUGAUGACUGCUCUGGCUGUGGGCGACAAAUACAGGAUCGAUUCUACCUCUCCGCUGUGGAAAAACGAUGGCACGCCAGAUGCUUACAGUGCUAUGUUUGCCGGCAGCCGUUGGAACGGGAGUCCUCAUGCUACUCACGAGAUGGCAACAUUUAUUGCAAAAGCGAUUAUUAUAGUUUUUUUGGUACUCGCCGCUGCUCGCGCUGCCUGGCUUCGAUUAGCUCCAAUGAGUUAGUGAUGCGCGCCCGGAACCUUGUAUUUCAUAUCAAUUGCUUUUGCUGCACAAUCUGUCACACGCCACUGACAAAGGGAGAUCAAUAUGGUAUAAUCGAUGCGCUAAUAUACUGCAGGAUUCACUACAAUAUAGCGAGGGAAGGUGACGCCGCUUCGUCCAGCAUGAGCGCCACACACCCGUACAGCGCCCAGUACGGCUCGCCGCACAACGACUCCUCGAGCCCGCACUCGGACCCUAGUCGGAGUAUUGUUCCUACGGGCAUCUUUGUGCCCGCGACCCACGUCAUUACCGGACUGCCACAGCCGGCUCGUCAAAAAGGCAGGCCGCGCAAGCGCAAGCCCAAGGACAUUGAGGCGUUCACCGCAAACAUAGAUCUCAACACUGAGUACGUAGACUUUGGUCGGGGCUCGCACUUAAGCUCCUCGUCGCGGACCAAACGAAUGCGGACCUCGUUCAAGCAUCACCAGUUACGUACCAUGAAGUCCUACUUCGCCAUUAAUCACAAUCCCGACGCCAAGGAUCUGAAGCAAUUGUCGCAGAAAACCGGUUUACCAAAGAGAGUCCUACAGGUCUGGUUUCAAAAUGCUAGGGCCAAAUGGCGCCGCAUGAUGAUGAAGCAGGAUGGCAGUGGGAUGUUGGAAAAGGGAGAGGGCUCCUUAGACCUCGACAGCAUCUCAGUGCACAGUCCUAGUUCGUUCAUAUUAGGCGGCCCUAACAGCACCCCGCCACUUAACAUGGACUAACGGAUACUCAGGAAAUGAGGAAAGAAAAUAAUAGUGUCAAACGAACAUGGCGCUGCAUUAAACUUCCACAUCAAUCGUCCAGAUUACACUACGUUUGCCCUAGUCAAGAUCCCGAACCAAGACAGUUUCAAGAUCCAGCAUGAAGAACUCUUGAAUGGUAUUGACUCGUUGGAUAGAAAUCAAGUGGAAAAAUAAGCACGGCACUCAAAAAACCGAUGGAAUACGUAUCGUAGAGCAUAUUGUUUGACAAGCUGACGGGCCAUUGAAUGAUAUACUCUUGUAGUAGGCACUCGAAUAUUUUUAGUAUAUUAGUAUUAUUAUUCAAAAAGCUCUUUACAUUUUGUACGUAUGUAUGUAUGUACAUAAAGUGUGUAUAUGUACUUGUACGGUGGUGUCACAGAAAGCUUUUCGGGUGAAAUUCGGGGGAAACGUACGUAAGCAUCAAUACAAGAUUCCCGCAAAUCUCGCCCGAAGAGAUUUUCAUAUAUGUACAUACAUAUUUGCAUGUAUGUAUCCAAUAUUUAUUGCCCAAAUUGAAUAGUUAGAGAUGAAUUUAGUUUAGCGAUAGUAGUGCAUAUGUACAUGUAGUGUCACAAUAAAGAAAUAGCUUCGCUAACGCCGACUGGCAGAUUCAAUGAACUGUCAUCAUAGUCGAUGCACUGGACACAAAGAAUUUGUACUUACAAAUAGUUUAAUUAUAAGACUUACCAUAGAAGCCAAAUAAAAGUUAUUGAAACAAUCAA
Messenger RNA from Drosophila suzukii, 3113 nucleotides. Lineage: Eukaryota; Metazoa; Arthropoda; Insecta; Diptera; Drosophilidae. The record is from RefSeq and is a predicted model, not a curated record.